Lucilia sericata (common green bottle fly) is the source of this 1096-nucleotide messenger RNA. RefSeq lists its product as uncharacterized. The transcript has 2 exons. NCBI's taxonomy places the organism in Eukaryota, Metazoa, Arthropoda, Insecta, Diptera, Calliphoridae. The coding region runs from base 46 to 666 and encodes 206 amino acids. The record is from RefSeq and is a predicted model, not a curated record.
UUUUUCAUUAGAUCUUUAGUAAACGUAGACUAAACAAGUUAACAAAUGGCGGUAACUAAAAUUUAUAUUUUUGUGGUCACACUGAUAUUAGCGAUAUGUUCGGCACAAGCUACAGAAAACUCUACCGCCAACACCGCCAAUGAGUCAUCAACCGAAGUUAUAAGCUGGUCCACACUGCAAUUUUCAGUUUUCAUCUGUCAUAUUUUUGAGCCUUUAGACUACAAAUAUAUCAAUAAAUCUAAUAACAUAGCGCAAGAACUAUUAAAAGACGAAAUUUUUGUGAACAAUACAGAAUCCGAAAUUUUAGAAUUUAAACAAAAUUUAACCAAUUAUAUAGAAUAUUAUGAAGCUAGACAUGGUUAUAAAGACAUCUGUGAUAUUUUCAAUAAUACCAAUUGGUUUUACAGGGAGAUUUUGAACCAAGAACUUACAAAGGAAUCAAUAUUUAUGAAAGAACUUUUAGAUAAAUAUAAUUAUAAUGAAUUGGAAAUGGAAUUUCUAGAGGAUUUUGAAGAUUUUGUAAAUGAUUUAAAGAAACAGUUUGAGGAAAAUAAAAUGGAAUUGGAGAAACCUAUGAGGCGUUGGUAUGAAAAGUUCUUGGGCUUAAAUGAGUUUGAUGAAAAAUUUAAGGCUUUAAAGAAAUUUUUUGAUUUUGAUUUGAAAUGAUGAAAGAAUUUGAAUUUAAUAUGUAAGUGGAUAAAAAAUUUUAUUAAAAUAUUUAAUAAAUUUAAUAAUUGUCAAUUAAAGUAUAUUUUUAAUAUUAAAAAUAUGUGUAAGGUAACCCUAAAUAAAAAAUUAUUAUCUGCUACUGAGAAAAGCAAUAAAAAACAUAUUUUACAUUUAAAACAUUGAUAAGGUUAUAAUUAAUACAAAUAACAUGAAUAAACAUAAAAUUAAUAAUAUAUUUAUGACUAAUUGUUUACACACAACAAUUAAUAAAACCAAGACUUAAGUAUAGUUUUGUUUAAUUGUUUACAAUUAAAAUAAAUAUAAUAAAUUAUACAAUUUGUAAAUAAAAUUAGUUUUAAACUUGAACUUGUUGAAUAAUCUCCUAAUUAUUUUAAAUAUCAAAAAUAAAUAACAUCCAACUCUGUGA